Molecule: messenger RNA, 2545 nt
Organism: Chironomus riparius
Lineage: Eukaryota; Metazoa; Arthropoda; Insecta; Diptera; Chironomidae
Source: the annotation of a GenBank genome assembly
ACGCAAAGUCUCUCAUGAUCACAUCUUCUCAGUUACUUGCUAGCUCUCAGCUCUAAAUGUUCUAUAAUUAUAACUUAGGAUCGAUAAAACUAUAAAAUCAAUUAUUUGUUGUAAAAACCCAGGCUUAAAACCGGUAUAGAUGUGAUAAUGAUGUUGUUAGACUCAGUGACACUAUAGUGAACUUCUAGUAAAAUCUAAUCAGUGAUUUAUUUGAUAAUAGUGUGAAUAGAAUCAAAGGGUAUCAGCAAUCUCACACAUCAGUAGUUUUUAAUCAAUAACAAGCUUCUGUGACUCAUAAAUAUUUUUUAAGAAAAAAAUCUAUAAUAUGAAUUUUAAAUUAUUAACAAUUCUACUUACCGUCGUGACUUUAACCACAGCUAGUGCACCUUAUUGUGUCUAUGGCACCACAAAAGCUACAUUUCUUCGUGAUUAUGUAGACUAUACAUGUCAAAUAGAUGUAGAUGGACAGUUAGAUGUAUUAAAUGAAAUUUGGGGACUUCGAGAUCCUGAUGACCCUAAAAGAGAUGAAGAUGUCAAAAUAUUGACAGUCAUGGGUCGAUCAAAGAGCUUAAUGACUAUUUUUUCACCAAUUUUCUGUGAGCAAUUCCCAAAUAUUGAAAUUAUCGACAUGAGCGAUGCUGAAAUUGAAGAAGUGAAGCUGAAUUCUUUGAAUAAUUGUCGAAAUCUUGAGGUUGUGCAGUUCUAUAGGAACAAGUUGUCAGAUAUUGAUGAAAAUUUUCUGUCAAACAAUCGAAAUUUGAAGGAGCUUUACUUAAAUUACAAUAAAUUUACAACAUUUCCUCAACAUUUAUUCAAAAAUCUACAAGACCUUCAAGUAUUAGACUUGUCUGCAAAUAUCCUCGAUGAUCUGCCUUACAACAUCUUCAAUUCUUUACAAAAUUUGAAAACACUGAAGCUUGAUACAAAUCAGCUUAGAAUUCUCAAUCCAGACUGGUUUUUUAACCUUGAGAAUUUACAAAACUUGGAUUUGUCUAGCAAUGAGAUCGCUGAACUCCCAGAGAAUGUAUUUAGCUCUCUGUACAAUUUAAAGACAUUGAACUUGGACAAAAACAAUCUUAAAAUAAUCUCUUCAUAUUCCUUUGAUCAACAUCCAAAGCUUGGCACUGUUUCGUUCUAUAAAAAUGACAUAAAUGCAAUUGAUCAGAGAUUUAUUGAGAAAUGUAAAAUUAAAAGCUUAAAUAUGAAAGGAAAUGCAUGCAGUGAUGACCCAAAAAUAAAUGGAAAGGAUCUAGGCAGGAAACUAAAUCGGUGCUUUAAAAAUUUCAAAUUUAUUGGUCAAGAACCAGAAGCCCAUACAACUACUACAACCAAGAGAACUACUACUUCUAGAACAACAACCACUCGCAAACCGACUACAACAACCGAACCAACAACAACAACAACAAAAACUACCACAACAACAACAAGAACAACAACCAGGAGGAGCGCAUCACGAAUGCUGACACAAAUAACGGAACCUAUAAGAACAACGACGGAACCUUUACCAGAAAUCCGAAGUGAUAUUGAUGAGGAUUUGUGUGGAGAGCGUCAUUCUGGUGUUUCAUUGGUUAUCAAAGGAUAUGAUUUUGAUCAUGGAUCAUAUCCAUGGGUGGCAGUACUAGUCGUCGAUGGUAAAGUCCAUUGCGGUGGGGUUCUUAUAUCCAGAGCUAAAAUUAUUACAGCUGGUCACUGUAUUCUCACGAAAUCAUCGAGAAAGAUCGAUCCAAAGGAAAUAACAGCUGUACUUGGUGGUCAUAACUUAAAUUUACUUCACGAAAUCGACAGGGUAGCAUUUAGUGUAAUAGAAGCUCAUGUUCAUCCAAAAUGGAAUCAGUUCUUACAAAGAUACGAUUCAGAUAUCGCUGUAUUGAUUCUUAGAGAGGAGUUGACUUACAAUCUACAUGUCCGUCCAAUUUGUGUAGCUCAACCGAACACAAGAGCAAUGGAAGUGUCUGAUGGGACAGUUGUUGGAUAUGGAAAGACUGAAGAUACAUCUAAACAAUAUUCAAAUGUUCCAAAGCAAGCAGACACACCAAUUCAUGACUUAGACACUUGCUUACGCUUGUACCCGAAUAUUCAGACAAUUGCACAUCACACAACAUUUUGUGGUGGACAUGGAAAUGGCACUGGAGCAUGCACUGGAGAUAGUGGAGGUGGAUUGUUUGUUAAAAUUGGGAAUGUGUUUUACCUUCGAGGUAUUGUAUCAGCAUCAUUAUCUGGUGAUGCAUACGGAUGUAAUGUUGAGGCUUACUCACUAUUUACGGACAUUACUCAAUUCAUUCCUUGGAUACAUAGUGUUGGACAAGACAGCAUAUCGGUUAGGAUUGAUAGAGAAAAACCAGUAAGAUUUGAGCCUCCAUGGAUAACGACUACUCCAAGAUCAAGUGUAACUCGUCUUCAUCAUGAUGGAAGACCUAUAUGGUGAUAUUGAUGUUCAAAAAUGCUACUGUGACUUAAUAAACUUAUUGAUAAGAUUGAAUAAAAAUAAAAAUUCUUUGUAAAUUUCCUUUUGCUAAAUAAAAUUCAGAUUCAAUCAGGAAACCCC